Emiliania huxleyi CCMP1516 is the source of this 1587-nucleotide messenger RNA. RefSeq lists its product as hypothetical. The transcript is spliced from 2 exons. The record is from RefSeq and is a predicted model, not a curated record. Gene Ontology annotation, molecular function: protein binding. Bases 1 to 1587 code for a protein of 528 amino acids. Lineage: Eukaryota; Haptophyta; Isochrysidales; Noelaerhabdaceae.
AUGGAGGUUUACUUCCUUCUCUUUUUGUCGUGCCAACGAACCUACAAGCGCGAGGGGAAAAAAAACACGCGCCCCGCAGCUCCCCUCCCGUUGCUUAUUAUGCACGCUGCCAACAAACUCCCGCGCCGCAGCCUCGCGCUCCCCGAUCUCUCUCGGGACCAGCUGCUCGCCCUCGUCGAAUCGCUCCGGCCGCUCGGCGGAAAUGGGUUAGCCGUGGAGGAUUACCUGCGCACCGCCAGCUCCCAGGAGCAGGCCGGCUGGGAGCCGCUCUGCAGCGAUGCUGCACAGCUGCUCGCGAUGGGCUCACCUGGCGAGCUCGUCACCGUGCGCACCAUCGCCUCCCCGGAGGCGCAGUCGUGCCUCGACGCCGGCGAACCGGCCGACCUCACGCUCCUCUCUGACGAUCAGCGUUUCCGCGUGCACACCUCGGCGAUGGCGGCCGCCUCCGAUUUCCUCGCGGCGCUCUUCGGGGCCGGCAUGACGGACAGCACCGCACGAGAGGUGGCGCUGCGCGAAGUGACUGCGACCGAGCUUCAGGCACUUCUCGAGCUCGUCUACCACGGCGAGUGCUCGGUGCGCUGCGGCGGCCUGCCGGCGCUCCUGAUCACCGCGGCGCGGCUGCAGAUGCCGACGGCCCAGCGCGCCGUCGAGGGGGCCAUCGCGAGCCGCCUCACCGCUGCGAACGUGCUCGAUGCGUGGGAGCUCGCUGAGCAGCACAACCUCCCCGCGCUGCGCGAGGCGGCGGAGGCCCUCGGGCGGGAGACCUUCGACUUCGGUCCGCUCGACUUCGGUCCGCUCGACUCGCACGAGACGAUGCACCCCGGCUACCCGCGUGACAUCCCGUGCAAAUGCGGACGGCUGCAAUGGCUCAAGCUUGACCGGGAUCGAGGCAUCUCAUUCGAGCGUGCGGCCGCGCACGUGGCUGAGCUCCGCCUCGCGUCGGGCGGCGGGCUGUUCGAGGGCGAGGGCUUCUACGUCUCCCACAACUCUCUGCUUGGGCGUGAGAAGGACGUCCUCGCCUACGCCCUGCUCAUCUGCAAGAGUCGCCAUGUCCACGAUAGGAACAACGAGGUCGCAUUGUUCCGCGUCUUCCGGCCAGGCAUCGGACCGGGGGUAACCGUGACUCUCGCUGAGUUCACUCAGAAGUUACCGAGUGGUGUUCCACGGUUCAAGCUGAUCGCCGAGGACGACCCUCAGCUGGCCGCGGGGUGGACGAGAUUGUACGAUGACGCGCUGAGCAUAUGCGCGCACGGUCCACGUGAUUCCUGGAUUAUGGCCUGUGCAGAUUGGAAUGAGCUCAAGGAUCUGAUUUCGGUGCGGGAGGUCAAGGAGUUGAAGACGGUGGCUCGUACUGACGAUUACAGCGACGACUCGGAGAGCGAGGAGGAGGUGGAGGAGGUGGUCGGCACCGCCCUGCAGCUCACCCGCGCCGAGCUCGGCGGGAGGCACGUCUUUGGACUGCCGCUCAAGCUCAACGGAGCUCCAACUGAGCGAAAGCUACGGGGCCUUGAGCUUCGCCAGCCCAAUCCGCAGUGCUGGCUCGACACGGGCUACCCCCUGCCCAAGCAGCUCCGCCGCGUCAUGUGA